AUGAGCACUAAGACUUUGACUGUAACUGUGCACCGUGUGGACGGCCUUCCCCACUCGGUGGAACUUAACACCACCGACCCCUAUGUUGACAUUACCUACGGAGGAUCUAUGAAGCGGUCCAAAACUCUUAAGGACGCUGGUUCUUGCGGUAACUUUGAGGAAUCGUUCACUUGGUGCUACGACACUAGCAAAGACGACAUCGAACUCCUGGUCAAGACAAACAGGAAGAUGGCCUCCGACAAGACUUUGGCCCACAAUGUGUUCCGCAUUCCGCGCAACACUGGACCCCAUGUCGGGUGCCAGAUCGAGAAGGAAAUUUAUCAAGGUCCUGCCUACAAGGACGAAGGUACCGGAUACCACUACCACUACAGUGGCCAAGUUGCCUUGAUCAGUGACACUGACAAGUGCAAUAAUCCGGUGUUGAAUAUCACGGUCCGAAUUCAGUAG
Molecule: messenger RNA, 447 nt
Organism: Gregarina niphandrodes
Lineage: Eukaryota; Apicomplexa; Conoidasida; Eugregarinorida; Gregarinidae
Product: C2 domain protein
Exons: 2
Coding region: 1-447 (148 amino acids)
Source: RefSeq, a predicted model, not a curated record